AUGUAUAAUCGCGAGUCUAGGAUUAUGCGCAAGCUACUUGGCAAAGCGGCGCCCGACUCUGCGACUGGUGACUUGGCUUCCAUCACCGGCACGACCACACCUAUUCCGACCUCGUACCGCCCGCCCAAGGCGCAAAACGCUGUCUAUGUCGCGGGAGCCCCGAUAUCGUGCUUUGACGUCUCUGCUGAUCGUCGUGCCGUCGUCCUGGGAGGAGCGCAUAUACUUAAGACGAUCCUUCUAGACGACCUGACCGCCCCUAGCUUCAACUUCAGCGACGGAAUCGAUGUGCGCACCGCCAUUACCACGAGGCAGUCUACUGGCUCUCGCCAGAAUGUUGUGGCUGAUCAGCUCAAUAUACGCGAUGUGAAAUGGCAUGGCAGUUCUCACAUAUACACCGCCUGUGCCAGCGGCAAAGUCUUCUCCUACGAUCUGACGCGUUUCGGCGCAGGCGACAAUGAACCUCUUGACUAUAUCCUGAUGCAAGAAGACUCCCGGCAGAUGAAUAGUUUGGACAUAAGUCCUCACCUGAAGACUUGGCUACUGACCGGUGGACAAGAUGGAACUGCGCGCGUCUUUGAUUGCGCAACUACAACCGCCGCGAGACACGGCCCCAGCUUCAGGCAACGCUUUGCACCUCUUAGAUGCAUCGAUCCUAUCAGAAAAGUCAGAUGGUCCCCUUCCAACGGUCAUGAGAUGGCUUGCUGCACGGAGAGCGGCGUGAUUAUGAAGUGGGAUGUGCGACAGCCCUCACGCCCUCUUCUUCGAAUCAAUGCACAUGAGAAAUCAUGCUCGGAUAUUGCGUGGCAUCCUGACGGCACUCACCUGAUUAGCUGCGGCAUGGACACAAAGAUCCACACUUGGGACUUGAGCAACACGGCGGACAAGAGACAGAAGCCGAAAUGGACCAUAUCAGCGCCCGCGCCGGUGGCUGCUGUGGCCUGGCGCCCGGGGCUUUGGUCUGCAAGUGCCCAUGCCAGGCGGGUUGCACAGAUUGCUGUUGCCUAUGAUGAGACUAGCAGUCGAAGAUAUGGCACUUCUGCCGUGCACAUUUGGGAUCUGGCGAGGCCAUCCAUGCCGUAUAAAGAAAUCGAUCGAUUCGAAACAUCUCCGUCUGCUGCGGCAUGGCAGGACCAGGAUAUGCUAUGGACCGUUGGACAAGACGGAACUUUCAACCAAUGUGAUGUGGCAUUCGCGCCCAAGGUCAUUGAUCGCCAGUCGACUUCUGCCAUGGCAUUUUCUCCACGAGGAGAUGUGCUCAUGUUUCUUGACGAGCGUUCACUAUCACACCGGCCGCGGUUUCCGGCAGUACAUCAUUCCGAUGCUAUGCAACACGCCGCAUACAGCCCUAGCCCCAGCAACCAGGGCCUCAGCAUAAGUCGGAGCGAUUCUGAAGAUGAUGUAAUGGGCACCUUUCUUGGAUCACGGCGCAGGAUACCUCGAAAGAGGAGACCGAGUGGAAGAGGCGCCGGUCCCUUGAGCACCACACCACCGUCUGCCGGAGCACCAUUUGCCGACGACAACAAGGAAAAUAUGGGCCUGGAGCAAUCUGUAAAUGUGACGGGAGUCUUCAAGCCCCAGCAAGCCAUGUCUUUUGGACCCAUACCCGCAGUAAAGCCAGUACAGGUCUAUCACUUUUUAUCUAAUGCCUACUUGGAGACCCUGAAGCGCGAGCUUCCGUAUACUGAUGGCGGCAAGCCGUUGGUAGAGAGGGUCGGGAUCAUCAUGGAACAGUACGCGAAAGCCGCUGAAACAGCAAACUUGUACCGUCUGGCGCAGACCUGGCGUAUCCUAGCGUAUGCCAUGAAUCUUCUCCUCAAACGCAGGGCACAGUACCACUUGGAGGUUAGAGUUGGCCAAUUCCAGAAACUACAAGUCGACGACGCGGCAAAAGCGCCAGACAGGCUGAAGGCCUCCGAAAUGUUUGCCAAUGGGACAGAUACCCCUAAGCGACCGUCAGGUCAAAGAAGCAGCAUCGACGGCCGAUUCCACUCUGUUCGGUCUCUGCUCGCGGAGGAGAUCGAAAGCACUUCUAAUGUGCCAACACCCGUGGCAAGGCCAGCCGAUAGCGCGGCGAACACGGCCGUUCCAGGUCAUGGCGAUGCGGUACAUCAGCAUGGCAAACGAUUGUCGCCAAUAGUCGAGCCGGAGUCUCUCACAAUCGGACCUGCCGCUCACGGGUCCUACGGAGAGUCCCAAAGUCCACGGCAACGUCAAGACUCGGAACUUGUAUCCAUGGGGAGUGAGCGCAGCGAUGAACCGGCCGCUUCAUGCACCGACGGCUACGACUUUUACGAUGCAGAGGUCUUGGCAAGGGCAAUUGAUGUUCCCGUGCCGAAGAAGCGGAACGACUCGAGGGGACGGCCUUACCGCGGCACGACCGUCAGGCAGGACUCGGACGAAAGCUUUGGCCAGAUGUUUUCCAUCUCGAAUGGAACAAAAAGAUCCGGGAGGACGGGAUCUCGCGGCGAAGCGCUUGCCAAGUCGCUCAGCCGGGAGCAGUCGGAACUGGAGAGAGAAAGCGGUGCUUCUAGCACCGACUCUCCGGUCAUAGCAGAUACGUUGACGGGGAGCAACGAUCGCCCCCCACGCUCCAACGACUCCGGAGAGGAGGUUUUCAUGGCUUCACAGACGACAAACACAGACGAAAGUUAUCCGUCUCAAUCAUCCUUCACAUCGCAGGACAUGGAUGGGGAAAGCUCAGGGGCAUCGCCUCACAAUUCGGUUCCAGAAAUCAGAACCAGCCGAUCAGUCAGACCCAGGAAGAAGGAGUCGUCGCUGUCAGCAUCACCUCGCCAUGACCCUCGGUCUCACAUUGUCGAGACAGAUUAUCUCCCAUGGAGCAGCGACCCGGCGCACCCGCAUCCCGGAAGCAGCGCUCACAGCUCCAAGACAAGCGUGGCGCCCGUGUCGCCCCUCGACCCCUACAGCCUGCUGCUCCGCGCCCUGGACUUUGAAUCCAAAACAUGGGCCCUGAAUGCCUCGGCAAUGGUCCUGCUGCUAGGACCGCUGGUGCCAACUUCCAUCAUCGACAGCCACAGGGCCAACGCCAUCCUCCGCCAACACCACCUCCGGUUGAUGCGAAUGGGUCUCUUUGUCGAGGCGGCUCUGCUCCGCAACCUCUGCGUGCAAGGGUGGCCCGGCGGCCUGCCAGACUGGGGAGACAACUACCCGUCCAUCUUUGGCGCCGCCCAGCAGGGCGUCAAGGUGGGCUUGUUCUGCUCGUCGUGCCGCAAGCCGCGAGAAGUCGACCCGUGGGCAGGCCGGGACGCGGUAUGGACCUGCGAACGGUGUCAAAGCGUCAUGGCGCCGUGCCCGGUCUGCGGCCACCGCGAGGCGGCGCGCCCGUCCAUGAUCCCGCCCGAGAUAUCGCCAUCCGCCUCGGACGUCGAGUCCGACACGUGGCUGUCGGAAUGGUGGUACUGCCCGGGGUGCGCGCACGGCGGCCACGCCUCGUGCCUGCAGCUCUGGCACGGCGCGUCUCAGACCGGUGCCGCGGCCGCCGCAGACCCGUACCCGUCGGCCAAGUACAGCGAUGGGUGCUGUCCCUCUGACGGCUGCGGCCACGCCUGCCUGCCCGGCCGGUACCGCGGCGAGACCAUGGCAGCCCGGUCGGACGAGCUGGGCCGCGCGGCGGUCGAGUCGUCCCGCGCCAGAGAAGGGCCCGCGAGCCGCGGCGGCAGCAGAUGGUCGAGCCCCGGCGCGCCGCACGACCGCAGCGUCAAGACGGACAUGAACGACGUGCCGCAGAGCAAGGCCGUCGGCAUGGCGAGAGAGGCCCUGAACAGGGGCGGCGGCGGCAUCCUGAGUUCCAGCCCGGGGAGGUCAAGCACUGCCGGGGACAGAGAGCGCAGGAAGAGCGUAAAGUUUGCAAGGACAGACCGCUGA
Metarhizium album ARSEF 1941 is the source of this 3885-nucleotide messenger RNA. Its product is annotated as WD domain, G-beta repeat containing protein. Bases 1 to 3885 code for a protein of 1294 amino acids. NCBI's taxonomy places the organism in Eukaryota, Fungi, Ascomycota, Sordariomycetes, Hypocreales, Clavicipitaceae. Gene Ontology annotation, biological process: positive regulation of TOR signaling. The record is from RefSeq and is a predicted model, not a curated record. The transcript has a single exon. Gene Ontology annotation, molecular function: protein binding.